Messenger RNA from Melanotaenia boesemani (Boeseman's rainbowfish), 916 nucleotides. Its product is annotated as ependymin-like. Gene Ontology annotation, biological process: cell-matrix adhesion. NCBI's taxonomy places the organism in Eukaryota, Metazoa, Chordata, Actinopteri, Atheriniformes, Melanotaeniidae. The record is from RefSeq and is a predicted model, not a curated record. Bases 82 to 726 code for a protein of 214 amino acids. The transcript has 6 exons. Gene Ontology annotation, cellular component: extracellular region; lysosome. Gene Ontology annotation, molecular function: calcium ion binding.
ACCAGGAAUGUCACCAGUUUGUUAUAAGGAAGUGAGCUCGCAGAUCAUUGCCACUGCUGCAGAGGAAACUGUUUUGACAACAUGAGAGCGCUGGUUCUGCUGGUGUGUUUGUCAGUGUGCUGCCUGGCUCAAAGACCACAGCCGUGCGCAUCUCCACCACUGCUGACUGGAAGCCUUUCUGUGAUGACCCAAAGUGAGAAGCUGUCUGCCUUCGCUAAGUUCAGUUAUGAUGCACUGAGAAAGAUCAUCCACUUCAGAGAGUUUGGAUCUUACGACAACAAGACUUUUCACACUGAUGCCCUUCUACUCUUCAGACAGGGAGUGUUGUACAAGAUAAACUACAGGAACCACACAUGUUGCAAGAAGCGGCUGAAUACAAAGUUCCACCCAAUUGCAGUCCCAAGGAAUGCUUCCCUGCUGGGGCAGGCCGUGCUGGGCAGCUCCUCUGGUCCUGGGCAGGGACUUCUGGUCAACUCAUGGACCGGGGAGCUGCAGAUGAAGAAGGGGGGAACAGCAAAGUACUUGAGCACCACCACUGAGUUUGGAUGCAUCCCUGUCAGCACUCUGUUUCACACCGAUAGAAGUGGAUGGGUGGUGACCAGCUUUUUCAACAACGUCCUCGGAAUACCAAAUCCUCAAGAACUGAUCCCACCAUCUUUUUGUGUGGAUGCCCAGCUUGAGGAAGAGGACGGAGAGGAUCCAGUAACCUUUUUCAGCUUGUUUUAAAUGGCGACAGAAAUGCAGCGGUGUACGUCUUUUUGCACUAAAUCUUCACUCUUCACCUGAACUAAUUGAAAAGUUGAUCAAGUUUGUAAGUCAGGGAGAAAAUAAUCACACAUCUGGUGGAAGGUUAAUAUUCUUUAUAAGCCAUAAAUCUUUGUAUUUACUUUCAUUAAAAUAAACAAAGUGAAACAGA